Neodiprion fabricii is the source of this 1762-nucleotide messenger RNA. RefSeq names its product ubiquitin-like-conjugating enzyme ATG3 (gene Atg3). Gene Ontology annotation, cellular component: cytosol; cytoplasmic ubiquitin ligase complex. The record is from RefSeq and is a predicted model, not a curated record. Lineage: Eukaryota; Metazoa; Arthropoda; Insecta; Hymenoptera; Diprionidae. Gene Ontology annotation, molecular function: Atg8-family ligase activity. Gene Ontology annotation, biological process: autophagy of mitochondrion; autophagosome assembly; nucleophagy. The transcript is spliced from 6 exons. The coding region runs from base 202 to 1152 and encodes 316 amino acids.
UCUACUGGGCCAGGUGAGCUUGUGUUUUGUGACGAAAAUCGAUCGAUCGUCGUCAAAACACAGAUGAGUCGUUCACCCAUCGACGUCGGCAUGAAUAAAUUCAUCCGGCAUUAGUCCAGCCUGGUCGCGAGUACGCAUAAAAAUACCAGACAGACCUGUAGAUAACUUGAUAAAAUCGCGACUCCUGUGUCCAUCGUUACAAUGCAGAGCGUUAUCAAUUCUGUCAAAGGAACAGCGCUCGGGGUUGCCGAGUAUCUGACCCCGGUUCUAAAGGAGAGCAAGUUCCGAGAAACCGGAGUUUUAACUCCUGAAGAGUUUGUCGCUGCCGGUGAUCACCUUGUUCAUCAUUGCCCUACGUGGCAAUGGGCUACUGGAGACCAAGACAGGGUCAAAUCAUACCUACCAAAGAACAAACAGUUUUUAUUGACUCGUAACGUGCCAUGUUCACGGAGAUGUAAACAAAUAGAGUACUGUGAAGAUCAGGAACGUGUUAUUGAGGUUGAUGAUCCUGAAGGUGGAUGGGUCGAUACCCAUCAUUAUGACUCAAGCAUUGGAGGAAUAGAUGAGAAAGUUACAGAAAUGACAUUGGAGGAGGGACAGCCCAAGGGUGCUACGGGAGCUGCAGAUACAGAUGAUGAUGAUGAGGAUGAUGAGGAGCCAGCAGAUAUGGAAGCGUUCGAGGUCAGCGGUCUUUUGGAUGAAGAUGACAAGUAUACUUCGGAAUCGACGCGAAAACCUGUUAAUGAAGAACGCGAUUCUUGUACCGAUGGAGAAAUUAUACACACACGCACAUAUGAUCUUCAUAUCACCUAUGACAAAUAUUACCAAACCCCUCGGCUCUGGCUCUUUGGGUAUGAUGAGAGUCGCAAGCCACUGAGUGUUGAGGAGAUGUAUGAAGAUGUAAGCCAGGACCACGCAAAAAAAACUGUCACAAUGGAAACUCAUCCACAUCUUCCUGGUCCACCUAUGGCAUCUGUGCACCCUUGCAGGCAUGCUGAGGUGAUGAAGAAGAUCAUAGAGACAGUAAUGGAGGGUGGGAGAGAGCUGGGCGUUCACAUGUACCUAAUUAUAUUUCUCAAGUUUGUUCAGUCUGUCAUUCCCACAAUUGAGUACGAUUAUACACAGAAUUUUAUGCUUACCACUUCUGGCUAGGUGGAUGCAAUAGUCAGGUGAAAGUAAUGCUACUUAAUAAUUUAGCAAUUUCAUUUUUAAUGGCGUGCACCAUCCAGAAAACGCUAGGAAACAAAUAGCGUGCUGCCAUGAAAAUGGAAACCAAGUCAACAAGCGUACCAUGAUAAGUUUACAAUUACAAUCCUGGAACCAUAAUCAGCUAUAUAAAUCUAAUUAAUUAAUACUCACAACGGUAAUGCGACGCCUAAGUAAUUAGCUUCUGAUAUAUUGCCUACUGCAAUGAGUUACUUCUUGCCAUUUUUAGAUUAAAAAAGGACAGAUUCUUUUAUCAAACUGAUUUUUCCAAGCAUAGCUAAUUACUUAUAUUGCCUGUUAUUAUAAAGAUGAUGCCAAUUUUUAAGAACAUCAUCGAUACUACUGAUUAUUACCGGAUGAUUGUUACUGUCUUCGCAGGUGGUAAAGUUCUGUUCAAAAUCGAUGUUUUGUAGUCUAACGAAAACUACACGCGCACUAACGAAUAUGUCGGAUUUCAGUACUAGAUUUAUCUUCAGGUUUAAUUAAAUGUGCAGAAAACAACACAAAAUAAUAUUAAUCAAUCUUUUGCAUCUGCAAAUAAACUGAUUUAAAAAUA